CACGACCAAGUAGCCAACGAGCUGAGGAGUCCGACUCCGUGAGCAGCAGAGUCUCCGCCUAUCCGGGCGAUCCGAUGGCGAAGGAGGGCGGCGCGGGCGAGCGGAAGGUGGAGGCCCCUCCGCCGGAGACGGAGGGCAUCGUGUGGAGGGAGGACGCGGGGAGGUUCGAGACGCCCGACGGCGAGGCCUUCCUCCAGUACCGCCUCCUCCUCGGCGGGGACGGGGGCGGCGCGCCUCCUCCUGCUCCUGCACCGGCGGUGAUGGACAUGGUGCACACGUACGUGCCGCGGAGCAAGCGCGGGCGGGGGCUCGCCGCGCGCCUCUGCGACGCCGCCUUCGCCCAUGCGCGGGGCCGCGGCAUGCGCGUCGUCCCCACCUGCUCCUACAUCUCCGUGCGUGAUCCCCUCUUCUCCUCUGCAGCUCUGCUAUUGUUCCCCUGAUGCUUCUAGGAGGAUUGGACACGUACCUGCCUCGUAAUCCGGCGUUGAAGGAGCUCGUGUACAAGGGUGGCGACCCGCAUCCCAAACCCAGCAGCAUGUAGCUCUGUACAAGGAACACCCAUUUCACUGUAUCCAAAGGCGGCAGCUGCUACUAAAUAAGCGGAAAUCCAGUUGAUUGAAGUGGAAAGUGUAUGUUUUGACGGCGCCUCGUGAAAAAUCCUUGAUGUCAGUCGUGAUUUCGAGAACAGAGGCUACAUAACUUAUGCGAAACAACGGGUGUAACAUCCCUGUCCUGCUAAACGUCAACGAAAUAAAUGGACAGACAUGUGUUUCCUAGUCAGCAAUGAGCAUUUACGAAUGAA
Messenger RNA from Panicum hallii, 802 nucleotides. Its product is annotated as acetyltransferase At1g77540-like. Bases 75 to 440 code for a protein of 121 amino acids. The record is from RefSeq and is a predicted model, not a curated record. Lineage: Eukaryota; Viridiplantae; Streptophyta; Magnoliopsida; Poales; Poaceae. The transcript is spliced from 2 exons.